This is a messenger RNA of Schistocerca nitens (vagrant locust), 1512 nucleotides long. RefSeq lists its product as uncharacterized. Lineage: Eukaryota; Metazoa; Arthropoda; Insecta; Orthoptera; Acrididae. Bases 1 to 1512 code for a protein of 503 amino acids. The record is from RefSeq and is a predicted model, not a curated record. The transcript is spliced from 3 exons.
AUGAACUGCGAGAUGAGCGCCGACUUGCCGACGCCCUGCGCGCCCAGGAUGGCGACGCGGUACGUGCACACGGCCGGCGGCGGCCCGCGCUCGGAGGCGGCGGGGGCGGCGGCGGCGGAGACAAUCAUGGUUGAUUCAAGCAUCCAAACUGAACCAGAAAUAGAGAUUGAAGAAAUAGAAGAAAAGGUUGACUCAGAUAAUUUGACAGAGCCCGAGACUCUGGUUCAUCCGAGUGUCAACUCAACACUCAACCCGGAGGCAGAAAGCUUCGUCACAAAGCAAGAAAGAAGAAGCCCGCAACAGACAAUCAUGGUUGACCUAUCCAUACAGACGGAGGCAGAAGAGGAAACAGAAGACAGUCUGCAAACGGCAGAGACAAGUUACGAACACUGCAUCUCAUAUGAUGAUGGAGACGGCAACGACGAUGGUGAUGGAGACGGCAACGACGAUGGUGAUGGAGACGGCAACGACGAUGGUGAUGGAGACGGCAACGACGAUGGUGAUGGAGACGGCAACGACGAUGGUGAUGGAGACGGCAACGACGAUGGUGAUGGAGACGGCAACGACGAUGGUGAUGGAGACGGCAACGACGAUGGUGAUGGAGACGGCAACGACGAUGGUGAUGGAGACGGCAACGACGAUGGUGAUGGAGACGGCAACGACGAUGGUGAUGGAGACGGCAACGACGAUGGUGAUGAUGGAGACGGCAACGACGAUGAUGAUGAUGGAGACGGCAACGACGAUGAUGAUGAUGGAGACGGCAACGACGAUGAUGAUGAUGGAGACGGCAACGACGAUGAUGAUGAUGGAGACGGCAACGACGAUGAUGAUGAUGGAGACGGCAACGACGAUGAUGAUGAUGGAGACGGCAACGACGAUGAUGAUGAUGGAGACGGCAACGACGAUGAUGAUGGAGACGGCAACGACGAUGAUGAUGAUGGAGACGGCAACGACGAUGAUGAUGGAGACGGCAACGACGAUGAUGAUGGAGACGGCAACGACGAUGAUGAUGGAGACGGCAACGACGAUGAUGAUGGAGACGGCAACGACGAUGAUGAUGGAGACGGCAACGACGAUGAUGAUGGAGACGGCAACGACGAUGAUGAUGGAGACGGCAACGACGAUGAUGAUGGAGACGGCAACGACGAUGAUGAUGGAGACGGCAACGACGAUGAUGAUGGAGACGGCAACGACGAUGAUGAUGGAGACGGCAACGACGAUGAUGAUGGAGACGGCAACGACGAUGAUGAUGGAGACGGCAACGACGAUGAUGAUGGAGACGGCAACGACGAUGAUGAUGGAGACGGCAACGACGAUGAUGAUGGAGACGGCAACGACGAUGAUGAUGGAGACGGCAACGACGAUGAUGAUGGAGACGGCAACGACGAUGAUGAUGGAGACGGCAACGAUGAUGAUGGAGACGGCAACGAUGAUGAUGAAGACGACAACGAUGAUGAAGACAACGAUGAUGAUGAAGACAAUGAUGAUGAAGACAAUGAUGGACAACAAUGA